Messenger RNA from Psammomys obesus (fat sand rat), 3464 nucleotides. RefSeq names its product proline, glutamate and leucine rich protein 1 (gene Pelp1). Gene Ontology annotation, cellular component: nucleus. NCBI's taxonomy places the organism in Eukaryota, Metazoa, Chordata, Mammalia, Rodentia, Muridae. The transcript has 17 exons. Gene Ontology annotation, biological process: rRNA processing. The coding region runs from base 36 to 3416 and encodes 1126 amino acids. The record is from RefSeq and is a predicted model, not a curated record.
GUCAUCACGCCACGCCAGCGCUCGAGCCUGCGAAGAUGGCGGCGGCCGUUCUCAGUGGGCCCUCCGCGGGCUCCUCGGCCGGGGCCCCCGGCGGGACUGGGGGUCUCUCUGUGGCGGGGUCGGGCCCGCGCUUGCGUCUGCUGCUAUUGGAGAGCGUCUCCGGGCUGUUGCAGCCGCGAACGGCGUCCCCCGUUGCCCCGGUGCAUCCCCCCAUCCACUGGGCCCCGUACAUGCCCGGGCUCAUGUGCUUGUUGCGGCUGCAUGGGACUGUGGGUGGGGCUCAGAAUCUUUCAGCUGUUGGGGCAUUGGUGAAUCUCAGUAAUGCCCAUCUUGGCUCCGUCAAAACUCGGUUUGAAGGCUUGUGUCUGCUGUCCUUGCUGGUGGGGGAGAGCCCCACGGAGCUGUUCCAGCAGCACUGUGUGUCUUGGCUCCGGAGCAUCCAGCAGGUGCUGCAGUCCCAGGACCCACUGCCCACCAUGGAGCUGGCCGUGGCCAUCCUGAGAGACCUGCUUCGGUAUGCGUCCCAGCUCCCUGCCCUGUUUCGGGACAUCUCCACCAACCACCUUCCUGGGCUGCUUACCUCCUUGCUGGGCCUCAGAACAGAGUGUGAGCACUUGGCUUUGGAGGGAAUGAAGGCUUGUUUGACCUAUUUUCCUCGGGCCUGUGGCGCUCUAAAAGGCAAGCUGGCUGCCUUUUUCCUGUCUCGGUUGGAUGCCUUGAACCCUCAGCUCCAGCAGCUGGCCUGUGAGUGCUACUCCAAGCUGCCGUCCCUGGGUGCCGGCUUCUCCCAGGGCCUGAAGCACACGGAGAACUGGGAGCAGGAGCUGCACAGCCUGGUGGUCUCGCUGCACAGCUUGCUGGGGACCCUGUAUGAGGGAGCAGAGACUGCUCCUGUGCAGAGUGAAGGCCCUGGAGUAGAGCUGCUGCUUCCCCGCCCGGAAGAUGACAGCACCCAUGCCCUCCUCCAGCUUCGCCAGAGGUUUUCAGGACAGGCCCGCUGCCUGGGGCUCAUGCUCAGCUCGGAGUUUGGGGCUCCCGUGUCUGUCCCUGUGCAGGAGAUCCUGGACCUUAUCUGCCGCGUCCUCAGUGUCAGCAGCAAGAACGUUAACUUGCUUGGAGAUGGUCCCCUCAGGUUGCUGCUACUGCCCUCUAUCCACCUGGAAGCCUUGGACUUGCUCUCUGCACUGAUCCUCGCGUGUGGAGGCCGGCUCCUGCGUUUCGGGACCCUGAUCAGCCGCCUGCUUCCCCAGGUCCUCAGUGCCUGGAGCAGCGGCAGGGACACGCUAGCCCCAGGCCAGGAGAGGCCUUACAGCACCAUUCGGACCAAGGUGUAUGCGAUCUUAGAGUUGUGGGUGCAGGUAUGUGGGGCCUCAGCAGGCGUGCUUCAGGGGGGCACCCCUGGAGAGGCCUUACUCACCCACCUGCUCAGUGACAUCUCCCCAACAGCGGACGCUCUCAAGCUGUGCGGCGCCAGGGGGAGCGCUGACGGAGGUGUGCAAAGUGGGAAGCCCAGUGCCCCUAAGAAGCUGAAGCUUGACAUGGGGGAGGCCUUGGCCCCGUCCAGCCACAGGAAGGGAGACAGGAGCGCCAACAGCGACGUGUGUGCCGCGGCUCUGAGAGGCCUCAGCAGGAGCGUCCUCAUGUGCGGGCCUCUCAUGAAGGAGGAGACUCACAGGAAGCUUCAUGAUCUGGUGCUGCCCCUGGUCAUGAGUGUCCAGCAGGGUGAGGUCCCGGGCAGCUCUCCUUACAACAGCUCCUGUUGCCGCCGCGAGCUCUACCGCCUGCUGCUGGCUUUGCUGCUGGCACCUUCCCCUCGAUGCCCGCCUCCCCUUGCAUGUGCCCUGAAAGCUUUCUCUCUUGGCCAGUGGGAGGACAGUCUUGAGGUCUCCUCCUUCUGCUCAGAAGCACUGGUCACCUGCGCAGCUCUCGCACACCCCCGUGUCCCUCCUCUGCAGGGCUCAGCCCCGAUCUGCCCAGCUCCUGCGCCCGGACCUCCUCCUGAGGUCCCGUCUCCAUUCAGGGCCCCAGCCUUCCACACUCCGGGCCCAAUGCCCGCUGUGGGUGCUAUGCCGUCUCCAGGCCCGAUACCUUCAGCGGGCCCCAUUCCCGCAGUAGGCUCUCUGCCAGCCACGGGCCCGGUGCCCUCUCGCCCUGGACCUCCAGCAACAGCCAACCACUUAGGCCUCUCUGUUCCCGGCCUGGUGUCUGUCCCACCCAGGCUCCUUCCUGGCCCUGAAAACCACCGUGCGGGCUCCAGCGAGGACCCUGUCCUUGCUCCUACUGGGACCCCUCCACCCAGCAUUCCCCCCGAUGAAACCUUUGGGGGCCGAGUCCCCAGGCCAGCCUUUGUCCACUAUGACAAGGAGGAGGCCUCUGAUGUGGAGAUCUCCCUGGAAAGUGACUCAGAUGACAGUGUGGUGAUCGUGCCCGAGGGCCUUCCGUCCCUGCCACCUCCACCCCCAGCAGGCACGCCUCCCCCUGGGGCUCCCGCUGGCCCACCGACAGCUUCUCCUCCUGUGCCAGCCAAGGAGGAUUCUGAAGAACUGCCUGUAGCUCCAGGGCCUCCACCCCCACCCCCACCCGCACCCUCUUCGGGUCCUGUGGCACUUCCUCCACCCCAGCUGGUCCCCGAAGGCACUCCUGGAGGAGGAGCACCCACAGCCAUGGAGGAAGACUUGACAGUCAUUAAUAUCAACAGCAGUGAUGAGGAGGAGGAGGAGGAGGAAGAAGAGGAGGAGGAGGAAGAAGAGGAGGAGGAGGAAGAAGAAGACUUUGAGGAAGAGGAAGAAGAUGAAGAAGAGUAUUUUGAAGAAGAAGAAGAGGAGGAAGAAUUUGAAGAGGAAUUUGAGGAGGAAGAAGGUGAAUUGGAGGAGGAGGAGGAGGAGGAGGAGGAGGAAGAGUUGGAAGAGGUAGAGGAGGAGGAGUUUGGCUCCGCGGGAGGAGAGGUGGAGGAAGGUGGCCCUCCACCCCCAACGCUGCCGCCAGCUCUGCCACCCACAGACUCCCCCAAAGUACAGUCCGAGGCGGAACCUGAACCCGGGCUCUUACUGGAAGUGGAGGAGCCGGGGGCAGAGGAGGUGCCCGGGCCUGAGACGGCUCCCACCCUGGCCCCUGAGGUGCCCCCCUCCCAGGAGGAGGUGGAGCCAGAACAGGGAAGCCCGGCAGCAGGGCCAACCCAGGAGCUUGCUGAGGAAGAGGCCUCUGCUCCCCCCAUGCUGGAAGAGGGGACCGAGGGUGCAGGGGACAAGGCGCCGCCCCCACCCGAGACACCUGCAGAGGAGGAGAUGGAGACGGAGGCAGAAGCCUCAGCUCCCCAGGAAAAGGAGCAAGAUGACACAGCUGCCAUGCUGGCUGACUUCAUCGAUUGUCCCCCUGAUGAUGAGAAGCCACCACCUGCCGAAGAGCCUGACUCUUAGCCCCUUCUGCGUCCUGACACUUUGUAUCCAAUAAAGUUAAUGUCUGUA